Messenger RNA from Haplochromis burtoni (Burton's mouthbrooder), 9396 nucleotides. RefSeq names its product supervillin. Gene Ontology annotation, cellular component: cytoplasm; actin cytoskeleton. The transcript has 28 exons. Gene Ontology annotation, biological process: actin polymerization or depolymerization; barbed-end actin filament capping; actin filament severing. Gene Ontology annotation, molecular function: phosphatidylinositol-4,5-bisphosphate binding; actin filament binding. The coding region runs from base 3320 to 7459 and encodes 1379 amino acids. The record is from RefSeq and is a predicted model, not a curated record. Lineage: Eukaryota; Metazoa; Chordata; Actinopteri; Cichliformes; Cichlidae.
CUCAAGCUUGGAAUGUUUUUGAUCACUGUUUUUCUACGGAUUUUAAGGAUUUGAUAACAAAUAAAGGAGUUUUAACUUGGAACUUUGACUAACGUUUUAAACAGCGGGUGCGUCAACAUUAUUCCCCUAUUCAGCUGCUCGGCGACUCAAAGGCUUGAAAGUCGCCAACACAGUACUUCCCUCACUGUGUGAUAUCAACUUUAAAUUAUGUCCUCAAGUUAAACUUUGUCGAUAUCUCUUAUGUUCGAUAAGAUAACGUUCGCUUCAGCUAUUAUUUUGAUGCAAAAUGUGAUUGUCAACACUGUAACUAAAGCCUGCUAUUGAGACAGAGUCAGUCUAAUAUCAGUCUGACUGCAGACAAAUGAGCUCAAGUUGCCAACUUCAACUUCACUUCAACAAUCUGUUUCUGAUAACAUAGCAAUGACCUGUGCUAAAUGCAAAUGUAACCACUACAUUUGCCCUCAGCAUCCUUCUCAUUCUAUAGGAAUAUAACCAGAAUACAACCAGCUUGCUGCCAAUUGAGUCCAGUCCCCUUGAAUUGUGCUCAUUGACAAAGACUCGUUCAGACUGAUGGCAACAUGCUGGCAAUCUGUCUGAAUUGAUAAAUUAGACAUCAGUUAUUUGCAAACCUUUAAUCUCUCUGAGAUCGAUUGCUCUCAGUCCAGACUGUGACUGUUUGCCAGAAAGUUUGCCUCCUAUCAGGUAAACUGUGCAAUCUAACAUGAUGGUGAGUGUGAAACACUCUGGGCAACCAUUUAGUUACCACAAGUUAUAUUCAGUUACAUAAGGUUAAAAGUCAACAGUAUCUAUUUUUUAGUGUGUGUGUGUGUGUGUGUGUGUGUGUGUGUGUGUGUGUGUGUGUGUGUGUGUGUGUGUGUAUGUUAUCAUAGGAGUUUGGGAUAGUAUACAUAGAAUUUCCAGGACAAGUUGCUGCAUAGGUCAUAGUAAUCUUGGUUUGAAAGUGCUCUAUGCUAUCAAGCAUGUGUAACAAACCACAACUAUUAAUGCUACUGACAUGAUGGGGUUGGUACCUCUUUAUAAACAAAACAGAAUUGGGAUUAAGGCUAAGGACUGUUUACAGUACUGAGCCACAGCAAAGACAAAUGCCUCAAAAAGUUAAGCACACAAAUCAGAUGUAAUAAAAUUACAGCUUUUAACAACACUGCAGCCACAAGUGUUGUUUUUAUGCUCUUAUUUCAUUUUCUCUCAUGAUAUAAUUUAAUAUGAUGCACACAAAGCUAAACAUAAAUUUAUGUGAACACUUUUACUGUGAGUGUUUGUUUGAUUACACAAGUGCCCAGCUGGAUUGGAAAGUUCCCCUCUGUUUUGCUUUUCGCCCACUAAACUGCAUUCCGGUUUUCUUCAUCUACUUUCAGCUGACUGUCAACGUGUGGGUAGCAAAGGUGAUGUGUUUCUGAGACUUAUAAGGUUGGUUGUUAAAAAUGGGCUGUCCGAGAUCAAACAAUGAGGUUUACAUAGUCUACAAAUACAUGUAAGUCAGAGUAAUGACCGAUUUGGACUUCUGCAGCAAAUCAUUGUAGAGUCUACAACAUAAUCUACGCAAGUUGCCGUCACCAUUACCAGCAUUCAUACUUGUGUGAGGUGCAUUAUGUGUUAAUUACCUUGUGGUCCUGUCCUGAUGUUUUAUGUGCUGCCAGCCACAGCAGAAACAAAGUGCUGGGACUUUUUUCCUCCUGCGUUCCCACUCUUUGUUGUGGUCAAUUUUUCUUUUCUUUUGUUUGUUUUCAAGAAACAAACAUCUUCGUCCCUCAAGUUUUUCCAUUUCUUUGUACAAUCCAUUGUCUCCAUUCCAAUAGUUUUGGCAAUCUCCUUCCACAAAUGAGCUGACAUCUGUGAGUCCUUACAUUAUAAUGUUAUGAUCAUUCUCUCAUUGAUCCAAUCAAAAACUGGGGCCCCAAAAAAGAAAAUAUAGCUGGGAAUGCGUAGGAGGAAUCAACGGUACUGAACAGGCCACUCAAAAUAGUUUGGAGCUGUGUUGACUUGACGUAUGGUUGCAGAUCUACGAAGGCGCACGUCAUGUUGUGACGGAGAAUAGUUUCAGAGGGGUUCGUGGUUUGCUUACACACAACAUAGGUUUUAUACGUCUGUGUUAAAUCUAAAUCUCUGCAGCCAGAGAUUUUUGAGUAUUGCAUCACUUCAGUUUAUUGUUAACUACAUAAAUACAGGCCAAAGAAUAUAUUGGCCAGUGUAGCAUGAUGUCUUCACAAAACUAUCAGGAGGCGUGGCUGUUAAGAACUGACAAAAGUUUGUGUAGUAAACAAAUCCAAGCCAAGAAUUACUCAUAAGAAACUGCAAUAAAAAACACUUCUGUAGUAGUUUUAGGCUCACAAAUUACAGCAGUACAGGGAAAAGCGAAAUAAUACGGAGUCCAAACCAACGUUUAAAUGUUGUUUUGUUCCCUUUUGCAGCUGCAUAGUGUAGUUGUAGCUCCUGUGCAUGUAAACGGUUAACAUUAAGUGUCAGCUAAGAAGAUAUACUGCUUACUUAAUAAGAAAAAGGAGGAAACAAACAUCCUUUAUGCCUGGGUGUGGCAUGCGAUCAAUUUUGGACUGAUGGGCAUAGGCAGCUUUCAUAAACUGACAUUUGAUUAUAGUAUGGUACCUGGCACUUGCUCAUCUGUAGCCAUAUUUGCUCAAAAUAUCUUUAGGAAGAUUAUCAAAUCCUGAUAAUAAUCCAACUGUGUCAAGUCUGUCUUUGAGGAAAAGAGGGCUGGAAGAAACCAGCCAAUUAAUCAGCUUUAUUUGCUUAAAACUACUACUUUUGCUUAUCUCAGAUUCCUUUUAUUUCCACUAUGCAGAAAGUAUUUGGUGACAAAUGUACACUGAAGGAACAACUGAACUUAAGAGUUUAGACUCUUAAAGUAGAGGCUAAACCCACACUCCCUCGUUCUCAAGAAGCACUCUGUGAUGCAGUUAAUUGUAAGCGCUUGCUGCUGCUUGUUUAUCGUGUGAACCUUGAGGUUCACUUUCUCACAACACUGUGUGGUUGCGGGCUUUUAAUGAAGCACAGUGGGAUGUACUUGAAUGAUGCAUCUGAAAUGAACUAGGGUUUGUGUAGCCUCUGCCUUCCCUCUCUCCAAUAACCUUUGACCCGUUGCAGAUGUCCUCUAUUGUAUUAAAGCAUUUCUCCCCUCCUCCUGUUACAUCACUGCUGCUACCCCACAGGCAGCUGCUGUCCCCAUCCAUUUUUAACGCCCAUUACUUGGAAAUGAAUGGCCAUAUCUUCAGAUGCAAGAAAGGCUUUGCUGUUAUAUCAUAGCUGACGCGGGAGUGGAAGAGCAGCAUGAGUAAAUGGAUUUAUGUCAUAUGAGACGCAGCUGCUGGAAACUGAUGACACAGAGGAGCCAAAGGUUGAUAAAAAGCCUGUGGACUCCAAGAGAAGUGCAACUUCCAGCGUGUCUCUUUUUAAGGAGGUGGAGGGGAUGGAAGAUGGAAGCAGCGGCCGACAAGUUGAUGUUAAAGGAAAGCAUCAGGCAAUCGACAGUGAGGAAAAGGAAACCUCUACGAGGCUCCAUAAACCUGAUCCAGGCAAAGUCAUGGAAGAGAAGGAGUCCGCAGACGAACCUUCAUGGAAACAGCAACAUGAGGACACUGCCACUACAGAGGAAAAGUCUUCCAGUCUCCACUCUGACAGAGCUCUCCCACUCAGCAGAAACAGAGACGCCUCUCCCCCUCCCAGUCCUCCCUGCCAGUCUGCCGCUGUGCUGAAGCGCCAAGACUCGGGGCCUCAAGGCAUCAAGGGAAUCCUAAAGAAAAGCCGCUCUACUAGUGUGGAGUCAGACCACAGCGACGGCUCCAUGCCUGACCGUUUUCCUACACAACAAAGUAGUGUCACCCUAAGCCACCCUCAGAGUGAAGACAACGAGGAGGAGGUGGAGGUAGAAGAAGAAGAAGAGCGGGAAGAGGUGGAGCAGCAGGAGGAGGAGGAAGAAGAGAUGGAAGAAGAGGUUAAUGGGGAAAAUGGCAAAGAGGAUGAGUCAUUAACAGAUGAGAUCCCAGAUGGAGGGUGCAUCAGUAUCAACAGAUAUCAGAGGGGGAGCAGCAGCAGUAGCGGUGGAGGGAGCUAUGAGGAGAUGCGGAGUCCCUCCCCUGAUGAGAGCCUGGAGAAGUCCUCCACAAUGUCAGAAGAUGUCGAGGAGCUCGAGAGCAGUUUGGAUGGAAGUCAGAGCUCAUCAUUCAAACAGAGAUUGGCUGAGCUCGGUAGAGAAGGUGAGAAGGACACACCGAAGAAGGCGAGGCCAUCUCAGGUGCUCCAGACGUCACUGGCUGACCGCUUCAACCAGCUCCAAGAUGCUGAAGGUGCCUGGAAGAAAAAGAAAUCCAACGUAGAUGUGGAGCCCAAAAUGUCGCUGGCAGACAGGAUGAAAAUUCUCAAGGAGAAGGAGGAGCAGUGGAAAUGCAAAGGCAAAGGAGCGGCCAACGACUCAAACCAGUUCACUGUGGCUGGACGCAUGGCCAAGAAAGGUCUCGUGUCAGGAGUAGAAGAGUCACCCAUUCGAGCUCUGAAGAAGGCUAAUGCAACACCCGUCAAACCUCUUGAAGAAAUCUCCACUCGAUCUGAUGUCAAGGUGGAAGGAGAUAAACGGCUUGACAAGCUGGAGUCCUUCCUAGACAAGCUCCACAAUAAAGGCGUGAGCAAAAGCAAGACAUCCACCAUCGAGGUGACAGCAGAGAUGGAGAAAGAAGUGAUGAAGCUGGACGACGAAGAGACGUUCGGCAACUUCUACAGAUCCGUCUCGCCCUCAGCAAUCCAGGACGCCGGCAUGGUGGUGACUGAGGAAGACCUAAGCCAGAUCCCGACUGAGUCGCCAAAGCUCACUUCAGCAGUAGCAGAGCACAAGCGAGCCGUGCGACCAGCCAGAAGGAACCAAGGCUCCAGGAACCCUCUGCGAGCUUUAGCUGCCCGCAAUGACAUCAGGCAGGUCUACACCGAGCAGAGGCUUAACGUAGCCACCGUGGAGACCAAGAGGAUCCAAGUGGAGAGGAUGGCAAAACACUCGAACCUGGCUGACGUUGCCUUGGCCGGUCUGGCCAGCAAGGAAAACUUUCGCAAGGUCAACCUGCGAAGUGUGAAGUCCACUGAUGUUGUGACCAAUAACAGUGCAGUUCCUUUCAAUAAGCUCAUGCUUAUCCGCAUCAAAGGCCGGAGGCACGUCCAGGUUCGGUUGGUGGAGCCCACAGCUCAGUCUCUAAACAGUGGUGACUGCUUUCUUCUGAUAACACCAAAGCACUGCUACAUGUGGAGUGGAGAGUUCGCCAAUGUCAUUGAGAAAGCAAAGGCGUCGGAGAUGGCGGCGUUCGUUCAGGCUAAGAGGGACCUCGGCUGUAAGGCCCCUCAGGUGACGGUGCUGGAGGAGGGCAUCAACACUGAGAGCAGAUGGGCCAAAGAGUUCUGGACCCUGCUGGGUGGAAAGACCAAAUACAGAGGGGCGGGAGAGCCAGAGGAGGAUGAGCUGUACGAGAGUGGCGUGGUGGACUCUAAUGGCGUGUACAGACUCCAGGGAGACAAGCUGGUGCCUCACGAAGACGCCUGGGCCUCUAUCCCAAGUGUGUCCUUGCUCGACUCUAAAGAGGUGUUGGUGUUUGAUUUUGGCAGCGAAGUGUACGUGUGGCACGGGAAAGAUGUGCCCUUGAGCGACAGAAAAGUGGCCGUCAAACUAGGCAAACAGCUCUACAGCGGCAGCUACGAUUACAGCCACUGCAGAGUCAACCCGCUGGAUGCUUCCUGCACAGACCAGAACACGCCUCAGAAAGGGGAAGGUCGUCCGAGCUGGGCUCUGUUUGGUCGUUUGUCAGAGCACAAUGAGACGUCCCUGUUCAGAGAGAAGUUCCUGGACUGGGCUGAGAGGAAGAAAGAGGAAGCGGCUCAAGCUGAGGAAGUUAAGAGCCCGGUCCACUCCACUGUGCGCGCCCCACUUGACUUGGAGCUCCACCCAUGUGACGCUAAAGAUCUGCUGAACAAUGAGCCGGAGCCGGUGAAGACCAUUCUGGAGGGCAUCAAUGUCCAGCGGGGUCACGGCCUGGUGAGGACGGAGGAUGGGAGGCAGGCAGAGUUAGCAACCGUGGCCGUAGAGGCGUGGCACAUAAGAGAGCACGGAGAGGAGGAAGUGCCUGAGGAAAGCCUGGGCCAGCUGCACGAGGGCGACGCCUACAUCAUCCGCUGGAAGUACUCUGUCACCACGCUCGUGGGGAAGCGGCAGAAACCUGGGGAGCUGAGCGCUGGAGGUCCUGGGAGAGAGAGGGCUGCGUAUUUUUUCUGGCAGGGCCGCCACUCCAGCGCCAGUGAGAAAGGAACCUCCGCUCUCAUGACGGUGGAGCUCGGAAGCCACAGGGGGUCACAGGUGUUGGUGACUCAGGGAAAAGAACCUCCUUGCUUCCUGCAGCUCUUCCAGGGAGGUCUGAUCAUCCACAAGGGCAGCAGAGAGAACAACACCAACAACACAGAAGCCUGGAGGUUGUUUUGUGUCCGUGGUGAGGCAGAGUCAGAGGCCUUGCUGGUGGAGGUGGACUGCCAGCAUAGCAGUCUGCGCUCUCGUGGCAGCCUGGUGUUGCUUAAUGCUGAGAAAGGCCAGCUCUACUUGUGGCACGGCUGCAAAGCUCAUGCAAGCGCCAAGCAGGUGGCCAAAAGAGCAGUGGACAAACUAACCCAGAGGCAUCCGUCAGAGUUAGGCCUGAGCCUCAGCAGCAGCGUGAAAGUGGAGGAGGUGGAGGAAGGAUCUGAACCUGCGGAGUUUGUGAAGGCUCUGGGUCUGAAAGACAAGAAGGCCUACGACUGUAUGCUGGAUGAUCCAGGAAAGUACAACCACACACCGCGGCUCUUCAGCUUAAGUGCGAGCUCCGGGGUGUUUGAAGGGGAGGAGGUGCUGUAUCCCGCCAGGGUAGCAGAAGGAGUCAUGGCGAUGCCUUUCCUGCAGGAGAACCUCUACGCAGCACAACAACCAGCCUUGUUUCUGCUCGACAACCGUAUGGAGGUGUAUCUGUGGCAGGGCUGGCAGCCUGAAGACACACAGUGCACCGGAUCUGCGAAAAUGCGCUGGGACAGCGAGAGGAAGUGCGCCAUGGAAACUGUGCUGCAGUACUGCAAAGAGAAGAAUCCUCGGCGCCCCCCUCUGGCCUAUUUGAUCCUAGCAGGCUGUGAACCCCUGACCUUCACCAACAUCUUCCCAUACUGGGAGAAGGACCCCAAUAUCGCUUCAAAGGCUGGGCUCUCCAAAAAAGUGAUCUUGGUGAAAGAGGCCCUGUCCAAGCUCAGUAAGCAGCAGUACUCCAUCGAGGAGCUGACCAGGAAACCGCUGCCAGAGGGAGUGGACCCUCUGCGUCUGGAGGAUUACCUCUCAGACCAGGACUUCAAGAAACUUCUUGAGAUGAGUCGCGUUGAGUUCAACGCUCUGCCAAACUGGAAGCAAAAGAAUCUGAAGAAAAGCAAGGGUCUGUUUUAAAACCGCAUCGUUUUCUUCACGCAUCUGUUGGGUCUUUUUUAUUUUUAACGUGUUUUAUUAAAAACAAACAGGCCUCAUUUUGUAGAAAGACUUAGGAAAAGCAAAUGUACAAUUUUGUUCAAAUGUUGAUCUAUUUUUAAAAAACAGUGCCAUUUUCCCCCUUUAUCAGUGAAAUAUUCUAGCCUAUGUGCAAUUGCUAACCUUUUUUUUUUAAUAGAAAUGUUUUGUUUUACAUUUAUCCUCAUAUUAUAAAUAUGUAAUAUACCAUAAAUGUUUUUUAUCAGUUUUAUUUCUCAUUUAAAACUGUGUUUGUUUAUGAAAAAAUGCCUGUGGUCUUUAUACUUUGGGAAUUUUAUUUACUCCUUUUCUUUCUUUCUUUUUUUUUUUUUUUUUUUGAAAUGCGUCAUGGAAAAAGCCACCUCUGUGUUAAGAAAAACAAUUGCACAGCAGAAAUAUGAAAUAUCGACAUAUUUUGAGAACAGAGGAAGAAAAAUUGAAGGUCUGUGCACAAUUCCUGUAAUCUAUGAUUCUCUGAUGCUCUUUAACCAGAGUGUCGAUACAGACGUCUGAUUCACACACAGAAAAAUAUUCAGUUUUUAGCAUUUUUAAAUUUGUGCAGACGCAUGAGCAACAAAGCAAUCUGCAAAACUCUCCCCCCAAAAAUUCCCUCGUUGAUCAUUAAUAUCGAUUAGUUUGUUCUUAUAAUUAACUGCCCCUCUGGUUAUCUGGGACCAAAUCUAAGCUUUGUCUCAUUUAUGUUUUUCUGUGUAUGUGUGAUUUUUGUGAGCAAGGGUGCAACUUUUAAAAGUAUUAGGUGUGUGUUGUGAAGAGAGACUGAGAGAAACUGUGCUGCAUAACUGCCUUUAAUGCAAAUGUACUCCCUGUAAUGAUAUGAUGGUAUAUACAGCAUGCUGGCAGUAAAGCUGCCUGUCACGUCUGAACUAGAACACUCUCUGCAUGGUGUUCACAAUCAUGCAUUCAUUUUGUUGCAAUAUGCAUCUUUUUUGUGAUUAAAUAAGAUCUGUAUGAUUUGUUUGGGGCCAGCUUUUAUUUUUUUUAGCACAUAAAAUAAAAGGUUGGUGGUUUGGAAAUGAGAUGCUCAGUAUUCCCUUUUCAAAUAAAAUGUAUUAAAAAAAAUUAUGUAUUCUGAUGUAAUUAUUCAGAGAGUAUUGGGAAUAAUUUCAUCAUCACUCUCAUCGUUUGCCUCAUAAACAAAAGUAGAUAGAUAGAUAUAGAGGGGAAACUGCACAAUCCAGUGAUAAUACGAUGAGACGCUUCGAGCAGAGGCUCCAGCCGUCCAUUCCAACACAAACACAAAGUAUCACUCAUAAUUCAACAAUAAAAUAGCUUCAUCUUGUGGCCAUCACAUAGUGAUUCAGGAUCUGAAAGUGAACAGAUUUAACGUACAUCAUGCUUUGACAGGUUCAUCAUUUUCAUUUCACACGUAAAACAGAUUCAUUCCAACCAGCUCUCAUUCCCAAUGUGUAAAAUAUCGACUCGUCACAAUCGUCUGUAUUUUACGCGUCAGGAUGAGAACGUGUUGUAGGUAAACCUAUUCAUCUGCUAGUCAGGAAAUCACAUGGCAGCUACUCAGUGCUUCUAGGUAUGUAGAUGUGAUGUGGUCAGGAUGAUCUGUUGACUUUAAAAUGUUUGAAGCCAGAGGGGCUCCUCUGAGUAUUUCAGAAACUGCUGAUCUACUGAUCACAUAAUCUCUGUAGUUUACAGAGAAUGGUCCGAGAAAGAGAAAAUAUCCAGUGAGUGGCAGUUCUCUGGGCCAAAAUGGGUUCCAAUGAGGGCAACAGUAACUAACCAGUUGUUACAACCAAGGGGUGCAGAAGAGCAUCUCUGAAGCCUUAACGUGUCAAACCAUGAAGCAGAUGAGCUGCAGCAGCAGAAGACCAGACUGUCAGCUAAGAACAGGAAAGUAAGACUAAACA